Sciurus carolinensis (gray squirrel) is the source of this 591-nucleotide messenger RNA. Its product is annotated as olfactory receptor 8K5-like. NCBI's taxonomy places the organism in Eukaryota, Metazoa, Chordata, Mammalia, Rodentia, Sciuridae. Bases 1 to 591 code for a protein of 196 amino acids. The record is from RefSeq and is a predicted model, not a curated record. The transcript has a single exon. Gene Ontology annotation, cellular component: membrane. Gene Ontology annotation, molecular function: olfactory receptor activity; odorant binding. Gene Ontology annotation, biological process: sensory perception of smell; G protein-coupled receptor signaling pathway.
AUGGCCUAUGACCGCUAUGUGGCCAUCUGCAACCCUCUGCUCUACAAUGUCAUCAUGUCUCAGAGACUCUGCCAUGUGCUGGUGGGCAUUCCAUACCUCUACAGCAUCUUUCAGGCUCUGAUGAUCACUGUUAAGAUUUUCAUACUGACCUUCUGUGGCUCCAAGGUUAUCACUCAUUUCUACUGUGAUGAUGUACCCUUGUUACCUAUGCUCUGCUCAGAUGCACGGGAUAUAGAAUUAUUGAUCAUACUGUUUUCAGCAUUUAAUUUGUUCUCAUCCCUCCUGAUCAUCUUGGUAUCCUACAUUCUGAUUCUGCUUGCCAUAUGUCGAAUGCAUUCUGCAGAAAGCAGGAAAAAAGUUUUCUCCACAUGUGGGUCUCAUCUGACAGUGGUGGUGGUGUUCUAUGGGUCUCUACUUUUUAUGUAUGUGCAGCCCAAAUCCACUCACUCCUUUGAAACUGAUAAACUGGUCUCUGUAUUUUACACUUUAGUGAUCCCCAUGUUUAACCCUUUGAUCUACAGCAUUAGGAACAAAGAGGUAAAAAAUGCCUUCCACAGGGUCUUUAAGAAUCAAUGCAAAUUUUGUAUUUGA